Molecule: messenger RNA, 2439 nt
Organism: Protomyces lactucae-debilis
Lineage: Eukaryota; Fungi; Ascomycota; Taphrinomycetes; Taphrinales; Protomycetaceae
Product: glycosyltransferase family 2 protein
Exons: 2
Coding region: 1-2439 (812 amino acids)
Cellular component (GO): cell septum; cell periphery
Molecular function (GO): chitin synthase activity
Source: RefSeq, a predicted model, not a curated record
AUGCCCUUGCCAGUAGCUUUGGCUGAUGAUGAAAAGACAAACUUGACGAGCCAAUCCGUUGUUUCUUUAGCGUCUGAAGACACAACUGCGCUAGAAGAUGAGAAACUGCUUGACGAUGCCGACUCUGGAUACAAUGUUGUACCAACGCAGCCUCUGAAGCGUAGAAGGGCGCAAGUCAAGACGACUGAAGUGCUGACAUUAACGGAAGGUAAUCUCGUGACUGAGCGACCUGUUCCACAAAAACUCUUCAAACUGCUUGCAAGGCGCGAUAGGCAAGAGUUUACGCAUGUGCGGUACACGGCAUGUACAUGCGACCCAGACGACUUCAUGAAGGAUGGCUAUACGCUGCGUCAACAACUCUUUGGCCGUGAAACAGAGUUAUUCAUUACCAUUACCAUCUACAACGAAGCUGCCGACUUAUUUGCUCGUACUCUGCAUGGCAUCUUCAAGAACAUUGCGCAUUUGUGUUCACGUACAAAGUCAAGGACAUGGGGAACGCUUGGCUGGCAAAAAGUCGUCUUGGUCAUCGUAGCGGAUGGUCGAACGCAGAUCCAUCCGCGAGUACUGGAUGUGCUGGCGGCCAUUGGUGUCUAUCAAGAAGGACUUGCACAGCAGCAGGUGGGUGAGAAGUUGACCACGGCGCACAUCUAUGAAUACACGUCGCAAUUCUCUAUGGAUGCCAACAUGCACUUCAAGGGAACAGAAAAGGGUAUACCGCCUGUACAGAUCCUCUUUUGUUUGAAAGAAAAGAAUGCCAAGAAGCUCAACAGUCAUCGAUGGUUCUUCAAUGCGUUUGGUCCUGUUGUUAAUCCGAAUGUGUGCAUGCUGCUGGAUGCAGGGACCCGGCCUGGCUCCGACUCCAUCUACCACUUGUGGAAGGCCUUUGACUUGGACAGUAAUGUUGCCGGUGCAGCAGGUGAGAUCAAAAUUGAUGGUGGCAAGCACUGGACGCAGCUCCUCAAUCCGCUCGUGGCGGCACAAAACUUUGAGUACAAGAUAUCCAACAUCUUGGACAAGCCGCUCGAAAGUGUCUUUGGGUAUGUGUCUGUGCUGCCUGGCGCCUUUUCAGCGUACCGGUACUGUGCCCUCAAGAGUGAUGACGAGGGCAGAGGUCCGCUUGACUCUUACUUUAAAGGAGAGGUGGUGGACACGAGCGCUGGUAUUUUCGAGCAAAACAAGUUCUUGGCAGAGGAUCGGCUGUUGUGCUGGGAACUCGUUGCAAAGCGCGAUGCGAAAUGGAUUCUUAAGUAUGUGUCAAAGUCAUUUGCUGAGACGGACUGUCCUGACAAUGUCGCUGAGCUCAUGGGUCAGCGUCGUCGAUGGUUGAAUGGUGCUACAUUUGCAGCGACCUACUCGAUGGUUCACUUUCGACAAAUUUGGGCGACGUCGCACUCCAAGACACGCAAGUUCUUCUUCCACUUGGAGUUCAUUUACCAAGCGUUUUGUCUGCUCUUUACAUUCUUUUCCUUGGGCAACUUUUACCUGACCUUUUUCUUCAUUUGUCAGUCUGCAGCAACGCUGAGUCCAGUACUCAAUGGACUCUUUGUGCUCUUCCGAUACCUGGUCAUUCUGGUGACUGCUGGGCAGUUCAUUUUGGCCUUGGGCAAUCGGCCAAAGGGGGCUAAGACGUUGUUCAUGGUGUCUCUCAUCAUCUACAGUGUGAUUAUGAUGUACACACUUGUGAUGGCGACGUAUCUGGGUGUUCACAGCAUUCAAGUGAGCAUGCAACAAGGACACACCAUUUUGACGGACCAGAAAUUUGCGACGGUGGUCUUGUCUGCGUUGGCUACAACGGGUAUUUACUUUGUGGCGAGCUUCUUGUACCUCGAGCCGUGGCACUGCUUUACGAGCUUUGGGCAGUACCUUGUACUGUUGCCCUUCUUCUCGUGCACCUUGAGUAUUUUUGCAUACUCAAACUUGCACGAUGUGUCAUGGGGAACAAAGACGACUGAUACAUUACCGAAGUUGAUGCAGACUGCGGUGGUGACGGGUGAUCAAGUGGUGAUGCAGGUGCUCUCGAUGCCGGAUGUCGAGGGCAGCUAUGAAGAUGCACUUGCCAACCUACGACUGAGGAAGCCGGUGGAGGAAGGAGCACAAGACACGACGGCGGUACGGGAUGACUACUUCAAGGAGAUACGAACACGCGUGCUACUGGUAUGGAUGGCGGCCAACUGUGUAUUGGCGAUGUCUGUGUCAGAGUACUAUGCUGUUCCUACGAGCAAGAACCUGUACCUUGCGUUUGUGAUGUACGCGGUGGUGAUAUUGACGGCGUUUCGGUUUGCAGGUUCUUUGGUGUACCUGGUGCUCAAGGUGGUGGCACUGACUGGGAGUACGCGGAGUGCUGGUGAGCGUGUGGGUCAGUGGUGGAGGGAUGCUUUGGGUGUGCUGCUGUUUUGGCGGAAGGUGCCAUUGGGCAGUAGCAGUAGCAGCAGUAGCUAG